Molecule: messenger RNA, 357 nt
Organism: Magnolia sinica
Lineage: Eukaryota; Viridiplantae; Streptophyta; Magnoliopsida; Magnoliales; Magnoliaceae
Exons: 1
Coding region: 66-344 (92 amino acids)
Source: RefSeq, a predicted model, not a curated record
CCAUCUCUCUCCUUCCUUUCUUUAAAUUCUCAAGACCCAAUAUCGAUUUCUCCGUCGUUGAGGCCAUGGACGUCUCAAAAAAGCUCCAGCAACUGAAAUUCCAUUUCCUUGUCUCUGCCAUUUUCUCUCUCCUCUUCCUCUUCCUUCUCUACCAUUCUCCUAGCUUUGUGACCAUCCUCUCCUACUUCUGGCCUCUCCUCCUCUCCACCGCCGUCUUCCUGACGUCUGUCACCGUCCUCGGCCAGAUCUCUCCACCGGAGUCCGAAACAUCAGGUCGAAAAGCCGGCGAGGAGCUGAUUGGUUUCGUUGCAGGACAACCACGUGGAGGAGAAGCUGAUUACUAGGAGAAGCAGCACC